UGAUAUAACAUGUUUUGUUAAUAUUACAUAAAGAAAUUAGACGAACAAAAGAAAUAACAAUGAAUGUAGAAUUUUAAAUUAAAUUUUGAAACCGAUCAUUUGACCGGGCCUGGUAACGUUAGUGUUGAUGGAAUGUCUUACCGAUUAAUCUAAAGUUUCGAUGCAUUGAACUUCUUUAAUACCAGUUUUAGCUAAUUGUAAGAUCUGUGUCCAUCGACGUCCACAUGUAUUUUUCUGCUUGCGUCACUUACAGUACAUUUCGCGUCACUUGUAAAGACGUUUGUAAUAGCACUUUUGGUACUUUCGAGUGGCAACGUAAGAAGAUCGCUUCAGAAAUAGGGACGUGCACUGUAACUUCGUGUAGAUAUAGCAAACAAGUAUUUGUAUAGCUAAAUAUACACAUGACUUUAUGCACGUAUACAAUUCUUUUUCGAAGAACGUUUUUUACUUUCCUGAAUUAUUAGCCCUGUUGCGUGAUAACUACCCUUUGCACCUGUCUAACACGGUACGUACUCUUAAUGUAUAAUGCAACCAAUAAUGAUUAGCGUUAAGUCAGCUAGCAGCGCACUACUGUAAAGAAAAUCGCAAACCGGUGGAACAUGUUCUUGGAUGUAAUAAUUUAUUAAAUUUCUCGUACGUGUACAGUAAUUAUAUUCAAGUAACAUCUGUGAAUACUCAGUUGCUUUCAAAGCACUUUAGUUACAUAUAUUCUCGAUAGUUUGUAAUAUAUCGCACCAUUGUGCCGGUUCUAUCUACUUCAUUGGAUUCAUAAGGCAACCACGUUAUAUAGUUAUGUUGAAACAAAUAACACCAGAGAAAGUUAUUCAUAUUACUUGGCUCAGCGUAGUGAUAAGCUUUUGUUGGCCACUUCCUAUCAAUAGCAACAGAAAUAAAAUCUUUUGUUUCAAGAUUCUACAAAUCUGUAGCGGCAUUAGUGGCUGCUUGCUAUUUAUGCCAAUAUUAUAUUCGAUUUAUUUGCACUUAAAUGAUAUCGUCAUUACUUCUUCCUGUAUGUGCCUUUUAUUAGGAGUGUCUCAAAAUAUUUUCCAGACUCUUAUAUGCUUCAUCAAGCACGAUUCUCUACAGGUAAGCUUUAAUCAUCAUUCGACGUAAAACUAGGUAUGUAAUUGUUUAGAGUACGAGACAUCACACCGAUUCUGAUAAGCUUGAGAUCUUUCUGAGUAUGUGCUGCAGUAUCAGAAGUGAUAAGAUUGAUCUUGACAACAUAUUUCAAACUUAUCUAAAACGGUGUGGCGUGCCCCAUUCUACACACUUGUCUAAAAUUAUACCAAUGUGUUUUAAUUACGCGUUAUAGCGUACAGUCGAGGAAAUGAUGACUUAUGUUAGAGAAGCACAACAAUACGAGAAAAAAAUCUUCUACAAGUACAUCAAGAAAUGCUAUGUUUUCUGCGGUGGUUCCAUGGCAUGUACGUAUGUGACAGCGACUUGUUUCUCGUUACGACCUAUAGUCUUGCCAGUUUCUCUCCCAUUUGAUGCGGAGUAUCCAUUUCCUAUCAAUUAUACAUCAAUGUAUGUUAUCAUAUAUAUGCACCAUGCUUGCCUUUGUAUUCAAACCGCUGCACACAUAUGCGUAAGCUCAUUUGGGGCGCUUUUACUUUGGUUUACGGUAGCGAGAUUUGAGUGUUUAGCCGCGGAAUUGGAGAAGAGCACAGACAUUGAUGCGUUGGUUGUUUGCGUAAAGAAACAACUACAUUUAAAAAGAUACGCGGAAGAAGUGUUUAAUAGUUUUCGAUUUUUGGUACUGUAUGCCAUUGGAGUAGCCACGUUUGGUAUUACUCUGUGUUUUCUUAUGAUGCUUGUAAAUGUACCUCUAUUUGUGAAACUACAGUUUAUAGGCGUAUGUGUCACUGUACUUAUGGAAAUUUACUUGUACGCGUGGCCAGCUGAUUAUUUGAAAGAUAUGAGUAUUGAAGCUCCACAAAGUAUAUAUAAUUCAACAUGGUAUGAACAGAGAUUGGGAAUGCAGAAAAGUCUACUGAAUGUGUUAAUAUAUCGACGACCCCUAACGCUUUCAAUCGCAUGUAUAGUACCAGAGCUCUCUUUGCGUUACUACUGUUCGUACCUAUCAAAUGCCUUCUCCAUCUUCACUACUUUGCGCGUUAUGAUAACUAUUGUAUGCAGCGUCAAACACGUGUCUUUACAGACCUAUCAAAAUCGACGUGACGUCCCCUAUACUACAGCCAAAAUUAUACCAAUUCAUUCUAACUAUGAGUUACAGCGUAUAGUCGAGGAAAUGAUAGUUUGUAUCAAAGAAGCGGAACAAUAUGAACGAGAAAUUUUCUACAAGUACAUCAAGAAAUGCUAUGUUUUCUGCGGUUGUUCCAUAGUAUGUACGUAUGUGACUGCGGUUGGUUUUUCAUUACGACCUGCAAUUUUGCCAGUUCCUUUCCCAUUUGAUGUGGAAUAUCCGUUUCCUGUAAAUUAUACAUCAGUAUACAUUAUCAUAUAUAUGCAACAUGUUUGCGUUUGUUUUCAAUCCGCUGCGCAAAUAUGCAUAAGCUCGUUUGGAGGGCUUUUACUUUGGUUUACGGCAGCGAGAUUUGAGUGUUUGGCCGUGAAUUUGGAGCGGAGCACAGACACUGAUACAUUGAUCGAUUGCGUUAAGAAACAAUUACAUUUAAGAAGAUACGGAGAAGAAGUGCUUAAUAAUUUUCGUUUUAUGGUACUUUACGCUGUUGGAGUAGCCACGUUUGCUUUGACUUUGUGUUGUAUUAUGAUGAUUGUAGAUGUACCUCUGUUCGUGAAGAUACAGUAUAUAGGUGCAUGUGUUACUGUACUUACGGAAAUUUACUUAUACACAUGGCCAGCUGAUUACUUGAUGGAUAUGAGCAUGGGCAUCCCGCAAAGUGCAUAUAAUUCAACCUGGUAUGACCGGAGGUUAGAAAUGCAGAAAAAUCUACUGAACAUGUUAACAUAUCAAAAACCAUUAGUACUUUCCAUAAGAUGUGUAGUGCCAGAACUCUCAUUGCGUUAUUAUUGUUCGUACCUGUCCAAUGCCUUCUCCAUCUUCACUACUUUGCGCGUCAUGAUACAGAAUUAAUUCAAGAUGAAUAUGCUCUGAACGUGGUUCUAUUCGUAUAAAGAACCAUUUUUUGUGAUAAUCGCGAUUAAUGUCAUUCUAUUUCAUAACUAAUCGUGUAUUAACAUUGGCUCUUUAUGGAUUUUUAUGAACACAAAUAUUUAUUCAAGUGAAGAUCAUAAGAAGAAUAUAACUGGGAUCAUUGUAGCAGCUAAAUUAUUCGUAAUUGGAUACUCGUGUUCAUGGAGCUUAUACUAAUGGAGGGACCCCAGCACGUGCGGAUAGGAUCAACGGAAAGAAAUACACUUUUCUGUUCCUAGCCAUUAUCGUGGUUGCUGGCCUUGUGGUCAUAUACCCGUAAGUGUGUAGUCUGAUGACCGUAUUCUACUUUAUCUCUCAAAUAACUAAAAGCUUCUCUGACCAUUUACUUCAGAUCUUUUUGUAUAAUUAAAAAAAUAUACAAUAAUAUUGUUGAAAUUAAUAAACUAGGUCAGGCAUGAUAUUUGCAUCAUUGAUAUGGUGCAAAAUAUAAAUCACAUAUUAGAGAUAAUAAAAUUAAAUAUAAAUGUACAAACAAUUAAACAAAAUAGAUACAUACAUAUAGUAUAUAUAUAAAAUGAAAAAAUCACUCC
Molecule: messenger RNA, 3672 nt
Organism: Bombus terrestris (buff-tailed bumblebee)
Lineage: Eukaryota; Metazoa; Arthropoda; Insecta; Hymenoptera; Apidae
Exons: 11
Coding region: 1331-3061 (576 amino acids)
Biological process (GO): detection of chemical stimulus involved in sensory perception of smell; sensory perception of smell
Cellular component (GO): plasma membrane
Molecular function (GO): odorant binding; olfactory receptor activity
Source: RefSeq, a predicted model, not a curated record